UGAGAGGAGAUUGUGAUAAAAAGCCACUGUCUUGGAUUGUUUCUGGGCCGAUAUCUCAAUUUUAUCUCACUUAUCUUGGCUUUGAACUGAGAUUGCAUGGUUCAUUUAUCCCACAGACUUCAACAUGACUCAAGUCGAUACAGUUCCUGGCGCAGACAUCAAGCCAUGGCUUCGUCAUCCUCCCAAGAAGCAUCUCUUCAUCCACGCCAACAUCAUCGAUGUCUCGACAGGUAAAAUUUUCGAAGAUGCAUCGCUAUCCACGAAAGACGGCAAAAUCGAGACCGUCUACCCCUCAACACCAAGCCAAUAUCCCGAUGGCUACAACGUCGUGGACUGCAAGGGCCGAUACCUAUGCCCAGGUCUAUUCGAUGCGCACGUUCAUCUCUGCGCGACACCGGGCUUCACAGACUUAUCCCGUGUCUUUGGAAACCCCAAUGACAUUUCGCUGUUGCGGCAGCCAUAUGUCGCUUCGCAAAUGCUCUACCGCGGCUUCACAUCAGUUCGUGACUGCGGUGGCGCUCAGCUUCCACUGAAGGAGGCCAUUGAAGAGGGCGUUUUCCCCGGCCCCCGUCUGUUCAUCUCAGGUCACGCGCUUUCGCAAACAGGUGGCCAUGGCGACUUGAGAAGUUCUUACGAGAAGCAUGAAUGCUGUGGCGGACACGCUAUUGGGUCUUUGGGCCGUAUCUGCAAUGGUGUGCCCGAGUGCAUGGCCGCUGUUCGCGAUGAGAUUCGCUGUGGAGCGGACUUUAUCAAGAUAAUGGGAUCUGGUGGCGUUGCAUCACCGACCGACAAGCUGGAACAGCUGCAAUUCACCACGUCAGAGAUUCAAGCGAUGGUGGAGUGUGCGAACAAUGCUGGGACCUUCGUCACGGCGCAUGCAUACACAACUAAGGCUAUCAGGCAUUGCAUCGACAAUGGAGUCAAGGGAAUUGAGCAUGGUAACUUCGUUGAUGCCCCAACGGCUCGUCUCAUGGCAGAGAAGGGUGUCUAUCUCACCCCGACACUUAUCACUUAUGCCCAGAUGGCCACGGACAAGUGGAAGAACUUCUUACCACCAGAGUCACAAGUCAAGAACGCCCAAGUGUUAAAGUCCGGCCUCGAAGCUCUCCGCAUUGCCUCGGAAGCUGGCGUGACCAUGUGCUAUGGCAGCGAUCUCCUCGGCCCCCUCGGCUCUGCGCAGACACAGGAGUUUUCUCUCCGCUCUCAAGCACUCAAGCCUCUUGAGAUAUUGCGAAGUGCAACAGUGAAUCCUGCUAAGAUGAUGGGUUGUGAGACUACUCUGGGUCAGCUGAAGGAGGGUUUCCAGGCGGAUGUUCUCAUCAUGGACAAGAACCCAUUGGAGCAAAUCGAGAUCUUCGAUCAUCCAGAGAAGUACAUCUUAGCGGUCAUGAAGGACGGUCUGGUGUAUCGCAGUCAGUUGGAGUCUUUGGCGGUUGACGGUGGAAUUCCGAUUCGAUUCAACUCAGUGCUGUAGUAUCUGAUAAAUGUCGGGAGCAAUACACAUGGAACAACAAAGAUUUUGAGUAUCAAGUUGGGAAAAGCAUAAAUACAAGUGUCGUUUUUCUGCCUCAAGGACUAUACUUUGAACGUUGUAUAUUAAUAAUUAGUUCAUGACCGUAAUUCUUCCCGAUUAUGUUCUUUCUUGU
This is a messenger RNA of Fusarium odoratissimum NRRL 54006, 1646 nucleotides long. RefSeq lists its product as uncharacterized. Lineage: Eukaryota; Fungi; Ascomycota; Sordariomycetes; Hypocreales; Nectriaceae. The record is from RefSeq and is a predicted model, not a curated record. The transcript has a single exon. The coding region runs from base 125 to 1474 and encodes 449 amino acids. Gene Ontology annotation, molecular function: hydrolase activity, acting on carbon-nitrogen (but not peptide) bonds.